Molecule: messenger RNA, 3850 nt
Organism: Stegodyphus dumicola
Lineage: Eukaryota; Metazoa; Arthropoda; Arachnida; Araneae; Eresidae
Product: major facilitator superfamily domain-containing protein 6-like
Cellular component (GO): membrane
Source: RefSeq, a predicted model, not a curated record
ACUUUAACCGGCUAACAAUGUUUCUGCGGGGAAUGUGAUUCUGAAUGAAGGUGAAAAGCGCUGAAUCAAAAUAAUGUUGAACAAAAAUGACUAGAUGAUCAGUGGAUACCUAUUUCAUGAAUGGUUGCUUCUUCUGACCAAUUGAACAUAAGCAUGUCUGGCGCCAAUCAUGAUAAACUAAAGCCAAGGUUAAAAGAGAGUUUGAUUUAUAACUAAAUUACGUUGUUAGUGCUGUGUGUUUGUUUUAUUUGCUUCGGAGAGAACAAGACAGGACGGAGAAUCAACUUUAUUAAAAAAAUCAUUAUCAGUGGUUUCCAGUAUGCUGACAGACCUAAGUCUUCUGAACUACAGAAGUAUGCAAGAUUUUUAUAAAAAAUGCACCAAUUUCUGAUAAAUUUUCAGCACCGCGGUUGCAGUUAAGAAACUGGCUCUCAGCGUAUGCUAGUGGAUUGUUAUUAAAUAUAUGUCUUAAAAAAGUUGAAUUCCAAGAGGUUCAAGAAACAAACGCAAUGGCAAAACUAAAGUGUCCAACUAUAAACCGAGCUCUUUUUCCGCUCAAAAUUGUUUUAUUCUGCUGGUAUGGAGCUUCCUCAUCUCUCAUUCCUUAUAUGACAAUCCACAUGAAAGAAUUAGGAAUUACUGUAGAGGAAACAGCAAUAAUUUAUACCUUCCUACCAGUUACUCAGUUAGUAUGUACUCCUCUUGCUGGUAUGAUAGCAGACAAGCUUGGACGUUAUAAAGAUGUUCUUAUGUUAUCGGUAUUAUCAUCAGUGGCGUUUGCAACAGCUAUACUAUUUGUUCCUCCAGCUCCUGAUCCAAGAGUAGAACAUCCAGACAUUGAUCUCCAUUGUGGACCUGUUAUUUUACCUCAUGUUGUGGUAGAGAAAUGUUGGGGAGGGCCAUGUGAUGUUUUUCAUACAAAUCAAACGAAUCCUAUGCAACUGUUGGGCUGUAGUGUAUAUUGUCCUGGAAUUAUCAAUUCAGAAUAUAUGCAAGUGGAUACCUUAUGUAAUAACAAGACUCAAGGCUAUUGUUUUAUGGCUAAUGACUUAAAAUAUCCUCUACGUGAGAGCAAUUAUACAUUAAGAAUGAAAUUUCGCCAACCCUAUCCUGAGAGAUCAACUUGUUUAUAUCCUGUGUCUGGAGUGACACCAAUACAUCCAGAUGAUAUGUUCUCGGAACAAAAUAUUAUUCGUAGUGCGUGUCCUGUGGUUGUGAAUAAAGCCGCGGGAAAUUGUACUAUAAAAUGUUCUUUCAAGCAACUGCCUGAUGAUGAUAAUGGAACUUUUCCACAUAUUAAUCGCUGUGUAAGAACUAUAGGAAAUAGAGUACUGACGUUUUGGUUAUACUUCUUCCUCCGCAUUUUAUUUAAUAUAUUCGCCUCCAUAUGCCUAACUUUGCUAGAUGCUACUGCUUUAGCCAUGAUUGGAGCCCAUGGAGGACAAUAUGGUAGACAAAGAUUUUGGGCUAUUCUUGCUCAAGCAGUGUUCUCACCAGUUACUGGAUUUCUCGUCGAUUUAUUAAGUGAGCACCGAGGAUACAUGGACUAUUCUCCAGCAUUUCAUUUUUAUAAUGUUCUUGCCGUAUGUACUGCUAUUGCAGUCUGGAUGAUGAGCGUUGAUGUACCACCACCAGCAGAAAAUGUGUUAAAAAAUUUUAGAAAGCUUUUAAAAGUGCCACCAGUAAUUGCCCUCAUGAUUGUAGUUUUUUGGCUUGGAGGUAUGUGGGGAUUCGUAGAAUCAUUUUUAUUCUGGUACCUUAUGGAUCUAGGAAGUCCGAAUUUUCUACUUGGAUUGACUUUAACGACAGGUGCCAUUGUAGGAUUACCAUUUUUGUACGAAUCCGACUGGUUCGUUAGAAAGGCUGGACAGGUUAAUCUGCUUCUUUUAGCUUUAUUCUUCUACUUCGUUCGUUUCUUUGGCUAUUCCUAUAUUCAUAACCCUUGGUGGUGCAUUCCUUUUGAGGCAAUGGAAGCUUUUACUUACCAUCUGAUGUGGGUUGCCGCUGCUACAUAUGGUGCAGAACUUGCUCCUCAAGGUCUUCUAGCUACUAUUCAAGGCUGUGUUGGAGGAUUUCAUUAUGGUGUUGGUCGAGGAUCGGGAAGUUUUGCUGGAGGUACGAUGAUGAGUCAGUUCGGAGCCCGUUUAGCAUUCAGGGUGAUGGGAAUAUCGGCUGGUGCUAUGCUAAUAGUUUAUGCAGUUGUGUACUACGGAUACCUACGCAAGCGAGAGAUUAGACUGAGAAAAAAAGCAGCUGUAGUUCCUGAAGUUGAACUGAAUAGUAGCAAUAUUGUUACAAAUAAUAUAACUGAUGUUAAUUGUGUAAAUGCUGUGACUUCAAAUGCUGUAACUUCAAAUCAAGAUAUGAGUAAUCAAGGCACAGCGACAGUGGGAAAUCAUUUCAAGCAUGAAGAAGAUACGGUGAAUGAGGAGAGUAAUGAAGAAAGAAUUCCUGCCGAAGCUUCAAGAUAGCUCUUCUUGAUAAGAAGAAUUGGGUUCUUAUUUUUAUAACUGGAGAAAAAAUUCAAAGAAGUUGCAAAAAUAUUUUAUGAAAGAGGAAUUCUGAUACACUUUUCUUUAAAUAAUUUUAAUGGUCUUUUGAGGAUAUUUCAUAUUAUAGCUGAAUACCAAAUUGCAACAUGCUUUGAAAAAGAAACAAAAGGUUAAUGCAACGAACGUUUUUACUGGUAAACCUGGUAACGAAAGGCUGAAGACUGCAUUAGACUCUUAUACGACUAGUUGCAACUUGCUCGAUUCAUAGCUUUUCAAAUACUCUGAGAUUGUCUGUUGCUCACUAAAGAUUGUAACAAGCAUAUUUUUACAUCUGCAUGAAAGAAUAUUACAGCAACAGCAUACCCAAGGGGCAAAUUACGUAAGCUAUGGUAUUUUUAAUCUAUAAUUUUAUGAAUGUCCUGCUGUAAUGCUAUAAUAUUUCAUUUCAUGCAAUCUCGAUAAGUUAAGAAGCAUUUCAAGAUACAUUAAAAAGUGUUCUGUAUUAUCAAUGGAACUGUUAAUGACCAGGAAAUGCAUGUGCUAGCAUGAAAAUAACACAUACAAAAAUACUUGAGUUUUAACAAUUUAAAUACUUCUGAAACAUCCGUGACCUUUAUCUGUUUACAGUUUUAGCUAUUGACUGAAAUUGUUCUCCAUGAGUUUAAAGAUACUCAUCACUCAAAUGGAUACAUUAUGUGCACUGUAUAUAAUAGUUUUAUUUUAUAAAUAUAUUAACAUAUUAAUUCAGAAGUCAAACAACAAAAAUCAGCGUUAUUUACAAAGUUUUCACAGCGAUUAUUAAAAAUCGCUGUGAUUAUUACAAAUCGCUGUGAUUAUCACAGCGAUUAUUACAAAUCAGCGUUAUUACAAAGUUUUUCAAAAAUCAGCGUUACUGUGAAAACUUUGUAAAUAACGCUGAUUUUUGUUGUUUGACUUCUGAAUUAAUAUUUAUUCGGCGUGCUAUUGUGUCUUAAUAUUAACAUAUAUUUUUUCUGUCAAAAAUAACAACUUCUACCAUAUUUUUCAAUAAACCAUGAGCACCUUGGCAAUUUUCAUCCGGCUGUCAGAUCGAUAUCAUGUUCAUUACUUGCAGCUAUUUGAAUGAGAACGUAUGCAUCAAAUGACUGUAUCCUCUGGCUCUAUUCCUGAACUUGGAAUAUUAGGCAGAUGAUUAUGGUUUAUUUAUUAUACUCGAAAACUUAAAAUGACUGAUAAUUGUCUAUUGAGACUCUGAUUUAAAACUAAUAAAAUUUAAUCUAAUAUAAGUAAAGUAUAUAAGAAUAUAAACUUUGUUUUAGAAUUAAAUGCUAUGUAUGAAAGGUAAACUUUUAAUAAAAGGAAUCGUUAUACAUUCUGAA